ACCAUAGUAGGAUUGACACAUUCGUGGGCGGGCUUUAACGUUACCUGAAUAGUCUGCUGAACAGUAUCUUAGGCGAUUUCUAAACUAUAUCAACACAGACCCACUAUAUUAGAAGAAAUGGAGGACACAAAGCCUGAGGAGACGAAUGUGGAUGAGCAGAAAGAUGAGGAGAAUAAGAUCUGUCCAGAGAAACUGGAGGAAGCCAAACUGAAGGCCAAAUACCCUCAAUUGGGUAAUAAGCCUGGAGGAUCCGAUCUGCUCAGAAAAAGACUGCAGAAGGGGCCAAAGUACUUUGACUCAGGUGACUACAACAUGGCGAAGGCCAAGAUCAAGAACAAGCAGCUUCCAGCGGCACAGACAGAGAAGACCGAGAUCACCGGAGACCACAUCCCCACCCCUCAGGAUCUGCCACAGAGGAAACCCUCUCUGUUGGCCAGCAAACUGGCUGUCUGAUACCUGCUGCUGUCCUCCACUCCACACUCACAAAUCAUGUCUCUUCAUCCAUUAAUGUCUGAUCCUGCCCUCAUCCUCUCUUGUUUCCUGUCCUCUGAAAAUACACUGAAUAGUCAAGGGUUGCAGAUGUUACAGAGCUGCACUGCCGCACUGUGAGGUGGGUUGGGUCGUGGCUCCAAAGGGGGUGAAGUUCUCCGAAGACUUCUGGUAUUUUUAAUGUGUCGUAGUAUGUAGUUGAAAGAGUACAUAUUUGCUAGUGAGUGAGGGCAAACUGCAUUUUAGAAGAUGUUUUGUAUUUUAAUUAUAACCAUUCCUGAAUUACCCACUGCUUCGAGGACAAGGUCACCCAAAAAUGAAGAUUCUAUCAAUUGCUUUAUUUCCUCCAGUGAACGCAAAAGGAAAUGUUUAGUGGAAUGUCAAAGUUGCUCUUUUUCAAAGGAAGUCUAUAAAGGGAAAGGGUUGUAGAGAUCCGGGAAUUUCAAAACACUGUACUGGAAGUAGUCCACACACCUUGUUCCAACCAUGGAGGUCACUGAGAUACAGACCUCUGCAUUUUUUCUAGGCGUUUUAUAAUAGUUGUUCAAUAAUUACCUAAUAAUAACUGUACUUUGUUAUAAGGAUGUUGUACAAUGCCAAGAUAAUGGACUUACCUAUCUGAGCUGAAAAGCGCUCAUCAGUAUCAAAAUUAUUAAGAGUUCCAAUCAAAUCAGAGAAGGCUUUUACUGUUACUGUUUACAGAAGCCAAAUGUGAAUUCCAACAUGGAGCUUCAGUUGUAACAGACAAAAAGUCUGGUGUAACUAGGUCAACAUUUGAUAUUUGGCAACAGUGUUGCCAUGCUUUUAUCUUGUGUCUUCUGAAGCCAUACCAUAACUUUGUGUUUGGGAAUUAAAUUUAACAUUUUUCCCCUCCAUAGUUUUCAUAUCAAAUCAAAUGCUCGCGCUUGAUUGAAUGCUGAUGCAAAAUCACUAUACAAAAGAAUGUUUGAAUCUAUAUGAGCGUAAAUAAUAAAAUGUUUUAGCAAAUUACAUCUUAAGUUAUUACAUUGCUUCAGAAGACCUAAUAUAAGAUCCAAAGAAAGACACGUGCAGUUGGAAUGACAUAAGAGUAAAGAGGAAAUUGUGCUAGAAUAUUUUUUUCGGGGUGAGCUUUUCCAUUAAUCAUGGAGUUAAGUGCUUGAAUCCAUAAUGAACUGAAGGUAAUCUCCAAUAAUGUGGUUUAUCUGCACACUGUUUCUUUCAUGAGAAUGCUUUUUUUCUUUUUGUCAGGUUUCAGGUUAGUCAUGGUUGAUAGCAUGUAAUGCAGAUCUCUGAGGCUGCUGUCACCUUGUCUCGUACCAUAGAGCUUAAAGCCUUAUGAUGAUGUAGUGCCAAUGCACAGAUUGGCAAUCACAAGCAGUUCUGUAACUCCACACGUCACUAUCAUACGUCACUUGUGUCUGGUUGUAGAGUCCAGGCAGUGAGGAUGCUUCUCCACCUUCUCUCACCAAUCUCCUGUACAUCGUCUUCUAUGCAGAGGAGGGAGACAGCUGCCUGUCCGCUCCUCACACCACAUGGUCACACUACGUACAGUAAACUCCACGGUUUGCAUGAGCAUAAACUGUGGCCGCUUUUGAGCCAUUUUGACUUGUAAAUAAAAUAGUUUUGCAAACCUUC
Molecule: messenger RNA, 2106 nt
Organism: Carassius auratus (goldfish)
Lineage: Eukaryota; Metazoa; Chordata; Actinopteri; Cypriniformes; Cyprinidae
Product: cAMP-regulated phosphoprotein 19-like
Exons: 3
Coding region: 118-453 (111 amino acids)
Cellular component (GO): cytoplasm
Molecular function (GO): protein phosphatase inhibitor activity
Source: RefSeq, a predicted model, not a curated record